AUGGCUUCUGCUGCUCUUUCAUCUCCCCAGGUGGGCUGCAGCAAGGGGUUGUUUGAGUUUUCUGGGCUCCGCAGCUCGUCAUCGCUUCUCCCUUUCUCUAGGAAAUCGAACGAGGACUUCCUUUCCGUUGUUGCCUUCCAAACUUGUGCUAUUGGUGGGAAGAGAAAGCAGAGAGGUGGGGUAAAGGCAGAGCUGAAGGUGGCGAUCAAUGGGUUUGGAAGGAUUGGUCGCAACUUCCUGCGGUGCUGGCAUGGGCGCAAGGGCUCCCCACUGGACGUAAUUGCCAUCAACGACACAGGAGGUGUGAAGCAGGCGUCUCACCUUCUCAAAUACGAUUCCACCCUUGGAAUCUUUGAAGCGGACGUGAAGCCCGUUGGCACUGACGGCAUCUCUGUCGACGGCAAGCUCAUCCAGGUCGUCUCCGACCGCAACCCGGCAAACCUCCCGUGGAAGGAGUUGGGCAUUGAUCUGGUGAUCGAGGGAACUGGGGUUUUUGUUGACAGAGAUGGUGCAGGGAAGCACAUUGAAGCCGGGGCCAAGAAGGUUCUCAUCACAGCCCCGGGGAAAGGUGACAUCCCCACGUAUGUCGUGGGCGUCAAUGCGGAUGAUUACAACCCAGACGAGCCCAUCAUCAGCAACGCUUCUUGCACCACAAACUGCCUCGCCCCUUUCGUGAAGGUCCUCGACCAAAAAUUCGGCAUCAUCAAAGGGACGAUGACGACAACCCACUCGUACACCGGGGACCAAAGGCUCCUGGAUGCCAGCCACCGCGACCUGCGCCGUGCUCGCGCUGCCGCUCUCAAUAUCGUGCCCACGUCCACAGGGGCGGCAAAAGCAGUGGCCCUCGUCCUCCCACAGCUCAAGGGCAAGCUCAACGGCAUUGCCCUCCGCGUCCCAACCCCCAACGUCUCUGUCGUCGACCUCGUAGUCCAGGUUCAGAACAAGACCUUCGCAGAGGAGGUCAAUGCUGCCUUUCGCGAGGCCGCCCAGAAGGAGCUCGCUGGAAUCCUCUCCGUGUGCGACGAGCCCCUCGUCUCUGUCGACUUUCGCUGCAGCGAUGUAUCGUCCACGGUUGACUCCUCCUUGACCAUGGUCAUGGGGGAUGACAUGGUCAAGGUCAUUGCCUGUCGUCCAACCAUAACCCAAGGUGGAGGAGAUCCGGCAACCAUAACCCAAGGUGGAGGAGAUCCGACAACCGUAGCUCAGGGUGGAGGAUAUCCGGCGGUAGUAACCCAGGACGGAGGACAGCCGGUGAUACCUCCAGCAAAUAGAGAGCAGGACAGGGUGGUUGAACCACCAUCUCAAGCAAAUCGGGUAAUAGCGCAAAAUGAAGGAGCUAGAGCCCAACCUGAACCACCAUUGAUGGCGGAUCGACCUUCAGAACAACAAGUAGUGACUCUGACCAGAGAGCAGCUAGAACAGAUGAUAGCCAAUGCUACGGCUCGAGCAGUGCGGCAGGUAAUAGCUAGUCAAUCUCAAGCAACAGCUGCACCAACGUCGAUGAGUGAAGCCAACAAGGAGAAUGCAUCUAGCCGUAGAGAAGCACCUCAUCACGGAGGAGAAAUUGGUCGAACAAGUGAGGCAAUUACAGGAGAGGGUCGAUGGCCGGCCAUCUGGUCGAGUUAG
Messenger RNA from Striga hermonthica, 1626 nucleotides. The record is from the annotation of a GenBank genome assembly. NCBI's taxonomy places the organism in Eukaryota, Viridiplantae, Streptophyta, Magnoliopsida, Lamiales, Orobanchaceae.